Molecule: messenger RNA, 1477 nt
Organism: Bursaphelenchus okinawaensis
Lineage: Eukaryota; Metazoa; Nematoda; Chromadorea; Rhabditida; Aphelenchoididae
Source: the annotation of a GenBank genome assembly
AUGUCGCAAAAUAGAAGAAUCAAAGCGAGCAGAGGUAAGUGUUUGAGAAAGUUUAGUAUUCUAUUCUUUAGGUGUUUUAAUACAUCCAAAUUACUGUUUUUUUUCAAAAAAUUGAAUCAAAAGCUGUUUAGAAACGGAAGCUUAUGAAAACUUCUGCGCCACACGCAGCAAUAAGCGAAGAGAAAGACAAAGUAGCUCCAGUGUUGACCCGAGCGAAGUGUCAUGUUGUGUUCAUGGAACACCGUGUGAAGUAAGUUGAAAUUAACGGUUUUAAAAUGUAUUGAAAGGUCUAAAAAUACUCACACGUAUCAUAACAGCCUAAAACGUCUAUUGUUUGAAACUGAAACGGUGUAUUUGGUUUUUAGUGUUGAGUGGUUGGUGGAAGUCAACAUAUCAGGUAUCUAACUUAUGAUAAUUCCAAUUUUAAACUUUCAGACCAGCAGAUCGAUGGGCAGCACCGGCCGCUCUCGUAGAGAAGUGAGACUACCAUCCGAGAAAAGCGAAGACAAAGUGCACGGAAUGGGAGUGGCUUACAAAAGACGUCAUCGCUAUCAGAAUGCUGGUUUGACUGGCCCGGCUGGUGGCGUUUGUCCUCCCAAAUCACCCGCCACAUUGGCAUUGACGGCGUAAGUUUUUUGAAAUUAAAAUUGUAACUUUGGCUUUUAAAGAUGUUUCACUUUUUUAUGGUGGACUGCCUGUGUAAAAGUACAGUUUUAACAGUAGUUUACAUCUUCCAUACCUCAAUAUGGCCUUAUCGUUUCAGAAAAGCCGAGAAGCUUCACCCGAAAGUGGAAAAGUACGCGUUGGAGCGGCCCAGCGACGCCCUCCUCAAGUAUUAUAUUGGAAACAAGAGCAAGCGAGAAGCCGAAAAGUUGUGUUAUCAUCGAGGAUCAUUCCGCAUCUAUCAUCGUUACCCAACCGGCAAGCUGAAGGAUUUUGAUUCGCUUCUGGGCCAAAUUCCCUUGUUUGUCGCUUAUCGUGGCGUGAAUGGGGCUAGGAGGUAAGGGAUAGAACGUUUGUUGAUCUUUAAGCCAUUUUUAAUCAAAUUAACAUGCAUAAUAUCACUCUCCUUAUCAGUAUUCUUUUUUCAACCUUAUAAGGCACCAUGGUCCCCACGUUGGUCUGGUGCACCAGACCAACGGGUGCCCUGCGGGCAUCCUAUGGUUUGAACCCUUAUAAGGCAUUGCCGUUUUCUUACUAAUAUCUUACCUUAUAAGCCCUUCAUCGUUUUAGGCACUGGCCAAUCCUAACCAGACAACGCCCAUACUCGAAGGACCAGCUCUACGUGGGUACCAAGAUAACACCACCGAUCUACUUUGACACCCUGGCUGGCCUCGUCUUCUACUAUGCCAAAUGUGUAGCCAUCUACAAGAAUGCGCAACAGAAGUUACCCGACCGUUUCCCGGUUUGGCUGAGUACGGACCCCGAAGAGGUGACGGUAGCGUGGGAGCCUCCAUCAUUUGCACAAAGCGUCUGA